Messenger RNA from Moneuplotes crassus, 772 nucleotides. NCBI's taxonomy places the organism in Eukaryota, Ciliophora, Spirotrichea, Euplotida, Euplotidae. The record is from the annotation of a GenBank genome assembly.
UAAUUUGCCAGAAAUGAUUGAUACUGAAAAGCAAAAAGUAGGAGAGGGUGCCCUUGAUGAACCAGAAUGGAUGGAGAACUGGAGGAGCAUAUCUGCAUACCAAAAACCAAUCGAAGGGACUAACAUCAUCCCCUGUAAGGUCCCUCUAGACUCAAAAUAUGCUUCGUUCUGUGAAAAGAAUGAUAAUUUCUAUAACCUUGAUGGAUUGAUCAGCAUGCUUGAGAAUGAAGGCAAGGCUAUCAAGAUGAUUCUUGAUAUUAAUACCAGCACCUAUUAUUAUAACUCGAAGUUAUUCCUCAAGGAAAACAAGAAAAUUCUUUUCGAGGAUAAUUUAAAGGAUGUAUCAGAGAUGAGUGAAAGCAACUAUUCAUGGGAGAACUCUGAAUUUGAAGACUUAACAUCUGCACUGACAGAAGAUAUUACUUAUGUCAAAGCACCUUUGGUCACUAAGGAACUCUCUGAAGAGAGUUUCGAAGGUCUAAUGCCUAUCUUUGAAGAAUUAGAUAAGUAUUUUCUUUGAUCAGAAGGCCAAAGUUCUGAACAUGGGAAUAAGAAUUUCCCUUUUUAUAUUAUAAUCCAUUGCUUUCACGGACUUAACCGCACAGGAUUUUUGAUAUCGUCCUAUCUAAUGUAUAAGCUUGGUCUUGAACCAAAGGAGGCAAUUCAGAUAUUCGAAAGAUCAAGGUCUCGCAGAUUAGAGCACUCUUUCAUGUACGACACUCUUGAGACAUUUGACUAAUCCUUACCCUAGAAAUUAUAAACACUUGUUUCA